AUGCGCAGAAGCAUACACAGCGCACAGAAUGCAGAGGAUGUGCAGCGCAAUAAGAACAAAGCGAUAAAAUUACACCGAUAUUUUUCUUUAGUGUUCUUUUUUAUAUCAUUUUCUAUUUUUUUAAAUUCUAAUUCUUGUUCACUUUCAUUAUUGUUUUUGUUCUAUUGUUCUUCUCGUCUUUUUAAUUCCUGGUUUCUUUUCUUCUUGUACGUGAUAUUGUUUGAUUCUUAUUCUUGUUUGUUUUUGAUACUACUUCAUAUUUAUUUAUAUUCUUUCAUUCUUGUCCAUUUUUAUUCCUGUUUUUCCCUCUUCUUCUUCUUCUUCUUCUUCUUCUUCUUUUUUGUCUUUGUUCUUCUUUUAUAUUCUUUUGAUUUCUUGUUCUCUUUCAUUCUUAUUCUUUUCCGAUCAUUUCCUUGUUAUUUUUCAUUCUUCUUCCAAGUCUUUUUUCUUCCUUUUUCUUUUAUGUUCUUAUUUGAUGCAGAUUUAUUUUUCUUUCCAAUCUUCUUUCAUUUAGUAUUAUCUUUCUUAUUCUUGCUUUUUUUAUUCGUUCUUAUUCUUGCUUUUUAUUAUUUUUAUUUUUGUUUUUUUUCUUGUUUCUUUAUUCUUAUUCGUGUUUUUGUUGUUUUAUUCUAUUCUUUUGUAUUGUUUUUUUUAUUCUUUCUAUCUUUAUUCUUCUUUCUUUCUUUUCUUUUCUAUUUUAUUUCUUUCUUUUCUUUUUUCUUCUUUUCUUCCUUCCUUACUAUUCUUAUUUUGUUGUGUUUUUCUUGUCCGUCUGCUUUUAAAAAAUAUAUUCUUUUUUUUUUUGUUAAUUUUUUAUGUCUUGGUCUAUUUUCCUUUUCUAUUUGUUUGUUAAUUUUUCUCUUGUUGUUCUUGUCUUAUUUUUUCUUUCUUUUCUAUUUUUCUUCUGUCUUUUUUUUCUUUCUGUCUUUUUUGUCAUUCUUUUUUUCUCUUCUCUUAUUAUUUAUUCAGUUAAUUUUUUCUUUCUUUUUCUUUUCUUUUUCAAUUCUUCUUCGUAUUUCGGUGUCGCAUUCUCCAUCUUUUCUUAUAAAAUUUUCCUUUUUCCCUUUGUUUUUUUUUAUUUUAUUUCGAUUUCCUUAA
This is a messenger RNA of Acanthosepion pharaonis, 1098 nucleotides long. The record is from the annotation of a GenBank genome assembly. NCBI's taxonomy places the organism in Eukaryota, Metazoa, Mollusca, Cephalopoda, Sepiida, Sepiidae.